AUGUGUCCACGCGCGGCGGCGGCGCCGCCGCCGCUGUCCCCCGCCGCCCUCGCCGCCCCACGUACUAACAUCGAACCACCGCGCAGAGUCCGUGAAGACGAGAUCGGAUCCGCCAUCGAAGAGCGGCGCGCCAAGCUGCCGCAGUUCCAGGACCUGGGCCCGCCGGACCUCGUGUCCAUCGUCAAGUACACGCCGUCCGGGAGCGCCAACGCGCACAACAACAAGCGCAGCUCGAUGCAGCUCGAGCCCAGCACGUCGUCGCCCGCAGCCGGCAGCGCCGUCGCCGCCGCCGGCGACCUGCACGUCAACGACAAGCACAAAGGUGAGGUCGGCACGUUUCUCUACUGCGUCGGCGCAGACACGUCGGACCCCACGUCCAUCGCGGUGUUCCUCAAGGGCAUGGCCGACGCGAUCGCAGAGAAGCCGCAGGUGUGGUUCGGGCGGCACAAGCCGUACCGUGUCGCGCGCAUUACGUUCGCCACGUGGAACGCGUUCCGGCAGUGCGACGUCGAGGUCGUCGUGCACAUCCCGGGCGCCGUGCAGUCCUACUUCCUCGACACGCGCGGCGAGGUGCUCGCCGUGGCGCCCGACGAGCGUGAGCUCGUGUGGGCCGAGACCUUCGCCAGCGGCGUCGUGCGCGCGAUCGCCAUGAUGGCCGACAACCGCGAGGACGGCGAGGUCAACAACGUCGUCGAGACGCGCAUCCUCAACCCGCUGCUGUCGGGCGAGAUCGGCGACGUCGCGGACCACUUCAUCGACGUGUUCCCGCUGCUGUACGCACGCGGCGUGGCGCUCGGCGCGCCCUGCGACGUGGCCUGCGCCUCGCGCACCAACAACUACCUGUGCGAGACCCUGCUCCACGUUACGCGGCUCACGCGCAACUUCCGCCGCUGCCGCGCGAUGCUCGAGGGCAUGCUGGGCGACCACCCGGAGGCCGUCGUGCUGCUCGCGCGCGUGCUGUUCGCCGCGGACCUCGAGGUCGACGCCGUGCGCCUGAUCCACGACGACCUCGCCGCCCACGGCGGCGUCGUCACCGCACACCGCUCCGAGCUGCUGUGCGUGCAGGCCGCGUUUCUACUGGACGCCAAGCGUGACUACGCGGCCGCGCAGCGGCUCGCGCAGGCCGCGGUCGACUGCGCGCCCAGCGAGUUCCGGCCCUGGCACCUGCUGGUGCAGAGCUACGUGGGUCUCAACGACAUCGAGAACGCGCUGCUCGCGCUCAACGGCUGCCCGGUCGCUCCGCACCGCGACCGCUACAUCUUUAAGCGCGUCAUCAGCGUCGCCCAGGACUCCGCCAACCUACACCUGCCCCUACCCAUGGACGUGGUGCUCGACGAGGUCACGGGCCUUAACUCCCGCGACAUCAUCAACGAGCACAAGUCCGUCAGCCCCGCGCUGCUCAACCUGCCGGCCGCCACGCUCAAGGCCAACGCGCGCACCCGCUACCACCUCCUGACCGAGAUCGCGCGCAAGACCGGCUGGGAGUCCCUGCUGCGCUACCGCUCCAAGCUCUUCGUCAUGGAGGAGGAGUACCAAGUCGCCGCCACCCCGCCCGCCGAGGAGGGCGACCCGCUCAAGCCCGACGGCAUCCGCACCAAGCGCCUGUGCGAGCGCUGGCUCGACAACCUCUUCAUGGUGCUCUACGAGGACCUCAAGGCCUACACUCUGUGGCAGGCCGAGCAGCUCCACUUCGAGGCCCAGAACACCCACUACUCCAAGACCACCACCGAGUGGGAGCUGCUGGGCCUCUGCGCCCUGCGCCUGGGCCACCGCGAAGAGGCCGCCGCCGCCUUCGAGGCGGGCCUCCAGCACCGCUUCUCCGCCGAGUCCUGUCGCAAACUGCUCCAAAUAUACCUCCACGAGCGCAGCCGCCUGAAAAAAGACUCCGACCUCUCCUCCUCCCAGGUCACCGCCGCAGUGCUCGACUACGACAACAAGAUCAUCGACCUCUGCGUCAAGAUCUGCUGCUGGAACCACCGCUGGUACAGCGAGUUCUCCAUCCUCCUGCUCGACUCCCUCAGCGUGGUCGUCGACGAUAUGGGAAUCACAAAACUCUCGAACGAAAUCUCCUCCCGUUUCCCGGAAACCGUCGUCCAGCUCGCGAACGACAACCUGCUAGCAUUCUACGCGGACUACACGGAUGGAGGCUACGACAAGUGA
Molecule: messenger RNA, 2160 nt
Organism: Lachancea thermotolerans CBS 6340
Lineage: Eukaryota; Fungi; Ascomycota; Saccharomycetes; Saccharomycetales; Saccharomycetaceae
Product: KLTH0E04070p
Exons: 1
Coding region: 1-2160 (719 amino acids)
Biological process (GO): Golgi to plasma membrane transport
Cellular component (GO): exomer complex
Molecular function (GO): protein binding
Source: RefSeq, a predicted model, not a curated record